AUGACCUUUUCCAUCCUAAGUAAAAAAAAAAAAAAUUUCUUUCACUCUACUUCUUCUUCUGCCUAUUCUUCCAACUCCCUUUUUCCCCCUCCCUCCUGUCGUCCUUUUUUCCCCCUCCCUCCUGUCGUCCUUUUUUUCCUCCUCCCUCCUGUCGUCCUUUUUUUCCUCCUCCCUCCUGUUGUCCUUUUUUUCCUCCUCCCUCCUGCCGUCCUUUUUUUCCUCCUCCCUCCUGUCGUCCUUUUUUUCCUCCUCCCUCCUGUUGUCCUUUUUUUCCUCCUCCCUCCUGUUGUCCUUUUUUUUCCUCCUCCUGUUGUCCUUUUUUUUUCCUCCUCCUCCUGUCGUCCUUUUUUUUCCUCCUCCCUCCUGUCGUCCUUUUUUCCUCCUCCUCCUCCUGUCGUCCUUUUUUUUCCUCCUCCCUCCUGUUGUCCUUUUUUCCCUCCCUCCUGUCGUUGCUUUUUUCCCCUCUCUCCUGUCGUCCCUUCUUUUUCUCCUCCCUCUCCUGUCGUCCUUCUUUUCUCUCCUCCCUCUCCUGUCGUCCCUUCUUUUCUCUCCCUCCCUCUCCUGUCGUCCCUUCUUUUUCUCUCCCUCCCUCUCCUGUCGUCCCUUCUUUUUCUCUCCCUCCCUCUCCUGUCGUCCCUUCUUUUUCUCUCCCUCCCUCUCCUGUCGUCCCUUCUUUUUCUCUCCCUCUUGUCUCUUAUCAUCCUUUCCCUUGUCUUUCAUCUUUCUUUUUAUUGCUUCCUCAGACUCUUUUGCUUUUCUCCAUAG
Acanthosepion pharaonis is the source of this 765-nucleotide messenger RNA. Lineage: Eukaryota; Metazoa; Mollusca; Cephalopoda; Sepiida; Sepiidae. The record is from the annotation of a GenBank genome assembly.